Molecule: messenger RNA, 6122 nt
Organism: Oncorhynchus masou masou (cherry salmon)
Lineage: Eukaryota; Metazoa; Chordata; Actinopteri; Salmoniformes; Salmonidae
Product: coiled-coil domain-containing protein 9B-like
Exons: 14
Coding region: 250-1875 (541 amino acids)
Source: RefSeq, a predicted model, not a curated record
AAGUGCCCCAGAGAGCGAGAAAUGGCAAGCGCAAGAGCAUGUGUGUGAGAGUGGGAAGGAUGGAGAGAGGGUGAGUGCGAGAGCAAGCGGGCAGGCGCUGUAAAAUCCAUUAACAGGGGCGCUCUGUGCAUUUGUUAGAUGUCUUGGCUGUCCGCCCAACUUGGUUCAUUGUAAUCGAGGCAUGAUCGCGGACUCUGCUGCUUCGGCUGCUGCUUCGCGUUUGGACCCAGCCCAGGUUUCAAUGCUGACAUGGAGAGACCUACCUCCAGUGACGUCAUGCUGAAGAAGGAGCAGAAGGAUGUGGAGCUGGAUAAAAAGAUUGAGGCUCUCCGCAGGAAGAAUGAAGCCCUCAUGAAGAGGUACCAGGAGGUAGAGGAGGACAAAAAGAGAGCGGAGGAGGAAGGAAUGGCACUGCAGAGCCCCAAGGGCAACGCAGGGGACUUGACCAUCACCAUCAACAAGUCUACCACCGAGCCUCGUGUUGUGAUGACCAAACCAGGCACGGGUGGUUCUCCCACCCCAAAGGGGGUCCAGGUGCUUGGGGAGAGGGAGGCGGAGGGGAGCCUGUUGGGCUCAGGACGGGGCAGGAGGAAGCAGCUACUGGUCACCAUGGCUGGCAACACAAAGGGUAAGAGGGUGGUGAGAGAGAGGCUGGAGAGAAGACCAGGUCCAGGUCCCCCCGGUCUGCUGAAUGUGAAGAGCCUUACAGAGGAUGGCUUGCACCAGCACCUUGUGGAAUCAGCAGGCAGAGGAAAACACCAGCACACUAACACGGCAAAGAAGGACACGGGAAUACAGGAUGAAGGGGGGCAGGGAAAGGGUGUGACAGAGGAGCGUCACUGGCUGUCAGAGUGUGAGCCUUACUACCAGAAGUCUGAGGGGCCAGGCCUGGCAGGUGACACAGACCUCACCAUCCCCACGUCCAAAGAGGAGCAGCAGGAGUACCUGCGCUGGAAGAAGGAGCGUGAGCAGAUCGACCGGGAGCGUGUGGCCCGCCACAGAAAUGCCAAUGGCCAGUGGAGGCGGGCAUGGGACAUGGACAAAACAGAGAAUAUGUUUUCAGAUAAAUCUCCGGACGAGAGAGUACAGGGGCCUCCAGAUAGAGGAGGAAGAAAUGCAAGAAGAGGUCACCCCAAAUCAAAUUCUGAGUCACGGGUUCAGCAACCACGGGGCAGAGACAAGGGGGUUAAAAAAGUGCCCGUGGUCAGCAGUAAAGCCAAGGGCAAGGAUCGGCUGACUGGGAGGGCCAGGAGAUGGGAUGCCAGCGAGGAUGGGGAUGAUUUGCAGGCCUCCGAGACAAGUUUGGAGGAAUUCUUAGAAGAGCUUGAUGCUUUGGGUGGACCUGACGUAGACGACUCCACUGCAGAAACUUUCCUGACCCCGGAUGUGGUGAAGACUGAGGAGGUGAGUGAACCCGUCAAUCCUGCCCUGGACCAAGGCGACUGGCUUCAAGCCCCAGCCGACACCUCAGAGGAGGGUACACCCAGACAGGAGAAGGCUAAGGAAUCGUCCCCUCAAGCUGCAGAGAAGAAGGUCUGCUUCUCGGUGGAGCUCAAUGGGCCCGGGGCCUACGAGCAGACACCGGGACAGGAGGGCUCUGAGCUUCCCGAUUCCUCCAAAACAGAGUGUGCUGAAAGCGGCCAUGACAGUGUGCCCACCCCUGUUUUUCCCACUUCACACAGCAAUGUCGAAGAUGCUGCUCCUCCACAGGAGAAUGCUGUCCAGCCUUUAGAACACGUUAAGAGCAAUAGCAACAGAAAUACAGAGGAACUGAUUGACUCUAGUCUGUCUGUUCUGAGGCUGGAGUCAGGAGAGACUCACCCAACCCACACCACCAGCACUGACAAGGCAAGAGAAAAUGGGAAGAUUGUUUGAAGGACUUUCAACGUUUAUAUGAAUUGGUCAAUAUGUAAAACCAAAACAUGCUUAAGUAGAGAAUUUACCAUAAGCCUUUUAGUUUAAAGUGGAAAUCACAGCACUUUAACUACUUUGCAGAUAUGAAACAGACAAUCAUAAUAUCAGUCAAAAAUAUCACAUUUCCAGUUCAUGCUACAAAACCAACUUUAUAAGAGGUUUUAAAAAUAGGUUCUAUUUGACAAAAAAAAUUUCAUGACAUAGAGUAAGGCAUUGUUGGCAGAAUAGAUGGAUGCAGUUCAAUGCAUGAUUCAUAUAAUUUACCAAUACAUUUCUUGGUAGUCCAACAAUGUUGCUAUCAGCUUGUAAAUCACAGCUGGCCUGGUACAUUGUUUGCCGCCUCCAUUCGGGAUGCACUGUUUCAGUUUCAAUGACUCAAUAUUUUGUCCAAAAUAUUGACAAAUAUAGUUUAGGCUCAGAAUGUCAAUACAAUAGUGAUGGACAUUCAGAGUAUUUUCUGUGAGUUGGCUAAUUUGGCUCCGUUCACUUAAAAGAGCUGGUUUAUUUGGCUCUGAAACAGCUCUUUGUUCCAACUGCUUAAAAAUGGACUUUGAACCACCUAAAAUCAAUCUCCAAUGUCAAGCCCAAAAAGUAAGCUACCAUUAUAUCAGAUCGGGAAAUUCGGAUUCAAAUAUAUUUUUACUUGGCCAAAUUUAUUAGAUUAUUAUUGGUUUAAGCACUGCAAAAAGUGUGGGCCUGAAUGUAUGCAUAGUUUUGGUAUAGUAGCAGUAUGAAAAUCAGGAAGCCAAAUGAACGUCUCAAUGCAAUUCGGUUCCCGAUGUUCACCAAAAAGUUAACGACCCAUCACUACAAUAAACUAGCAAGGGCAAUGAUCACAAGUUAGCCAUAACGUGGCUAAUAGGCUAGCGUAUCUAUUUAUGUAGCUAUUUAUUUAGCAAGCUAAAAACACUGAGCCAAAUGAGCUAGCUGCUGGGAGGAUGUCAUGUCAUUGGAUGAGUUUCCCCUCAUAUCGUUUUUCGGUGGCAACAGCUAGAGAUGAAUUUGGUUAGUUAGCAAGAGACGUGAAUCGCUUGGCUAGCUAGCUGAACUUGAACGACCGUUACACACAGCAUGCAGAUCUCUUUAGUUGUCAAUCAAAUGCAUUUGGCAUUAAUCAAAUGGGCGGGCGGGCAGGCAGUUCCCAUUCAGUUGUCAAAACGUAGGUUGGGACAAGCAUGCAUUGGCAGGCAAGCUGCAGAAAGGUUACUGCAGGCUACUUAUUCUCCAUCGUUUCAGUGCAAUUUUGAGGGCAAACUACAAGCUGAAAAACUUUGAGAGGGUUUAUCUAUUCUUUGAAAUCAUCUAGCUCUGGCUAACAUUAGUUGUUGAUUUUAGGGAGGGAUAAUCUACUUGUUCUUGGUUGUUUGAUCAAUAGGACUGUAAAGUUCCCAAAUGUAAGAGGACUGCCGUGGUGUUUGCAUAUUUGCAGAAAUCCAUUUUCAGGUGUAUUCUUUGGCUAAUGGUUUAAAGUCACGCUGUUGCUACUGCCUGUAAACACAGUCCAGUUCAAAGUGAAAGAUGGCAGGCCCAUGUGGCAAAUGGCUUAUUUGCAUAUAGGCCUACUGUGUAGAGUCUGGUCUGUGUAGAAACCGGUUUAGGACAGGACUGACACGUUUUUUAAUGAGGUUUUAUUUACUGCAGUGUCUAUUGUACAAAUGCAGGACCGCUUUCCCCACUAUAUAUUGCUAUAGAAUUUUCACAAAUGACUUGCUCUACAUAAUUUCCAAACAUUCUAUGAAAGUGUGAAAGUAGGAAAAUAACCAUAUUUUAGUCAGAAAAUGCUGUCAGUUCCACUUUAAUAGCACAUUUGCUUCCAAUAGCUCUUUGAAGAUGUCCUGUGCCUAGUUGGUCAAGGUGAGACUAGCAUCCACAAUGUUCUUUCAUUUGAAAUGAUGCUAGUUGCUCACAGUGGGAAAAGGAAACGAUAAAUGUUCAAAGUAAGUCAUUUUGAGAAUUUUGUCUGCUUGAAAAUACUUACAAGCACUUUAUUCUUUGAGGUAUGAGUAUUGACACGUCAUAUAUUAAGUAAGUGUGCUAUUUGAAUGGCAAACUUAUGUUGAAUGGCUGUCUUUGUUUACAUUUGAAGUAUUAUUUCAAGAUACCAGUCCUAAUGCUUGUAUUAGUUCAGUUCCUAUGGAUGACUAACCUACAUGACCUGAACAGGCCCUGCGUUUAAACUUCACUGCUGCAAGUGAUUGUCAAUCAAAUUACCUGGUGUUGUUGUGUCAAUCUUUGCCUUAGCAGUAGGCCUAAUUUGAAUGAUGAAAUAUAAUUAGCAUUAUAUGCUUAUAAUUAUACUGUACACUGGCUGUAGUUAUAGUGCUGUGAAAAAGUAUUUGUCCCCUUGUACUCAGUAACUGGUUGUGCCACCUUUAGUUGCAAUGAGCUGCACAUAUUUUUGUGUCUGAAUGUUAUCAGAUCUUCAACCAAAACCUAAUAUUAAAGGGAACCUGCGUUUACAAAUAACAAAAAAAUAUGCAGUAUAUACUUAUCUUAUUUAUUUAAUUAACAAAGUUAUGCAACACCCAAUGCCCCUGUGUGACAAUUGCCCCCUUAUACUCAAUAACUGGUUGGACAAAUUAUUCAAAAGUAUAACUUUUUGCACACUGAGUUACAGCAGUUUUGCAUUGAAGGGUGUGCCAAAAUUCCUUCACAGCGACGUGAGAGACUGAUCAACUACAGGAAGCAUUUGGUUGGAGUCAUUGCAGCUAAAGGUGGCACAACCAGUUAUUGAGGGGGCAAUUACUUAUUCAGACAGGGGCAUUGGGUGUUGCAUAACUUUGUUUAUAAAAUAAAUAAAAUUAGUAUGUAAUUGUUGUUAUUUGUUCACUCAGGUUCCAUUUAUCUAAUAUUAGGUUUUGGUUGAAGAUCUGAUAACAUUCAGUAUCAAAAAUAUACAAAAGUAGAGAACAUUAAAAAGGGGGAAAUACUUUUCAUGGCGCUGUAUGUAACUUUUCUUAUUAUCAAUUAAGUAGAAAGCUCCAACCAUUGCACUUAUCUGUUGAUAUGAUAGCUCAUUCACACAGUAGUUUACGGCUUGGUUUGGUGAAACCAGUUACAUGAAGUAAAAGUCCAUUCAAGUGCAUUAUUUAAGUGUGGGAUUACUAUGUAAUAUAAAGUUCAGUAUACAUUUUCUGCUAUUUUCGAAUACAAAAAUCGUAUUGGCAGAAAAGUUCAAAUAUAGCUAAAAUGCUAGAAGGUUCCUCCUUCAAUGAUGGUUGUUAAUUGUUUUUCUUCAAAAAAAAUGUAGGAACUAUUUCACGUUUAGUUUUGAGUGAUGUGAUAUUACCGAACGGUCCAUGUUGAUUUGAUUUAUUUCUCUCAAUUGGAUUGUCAAGUACUAUUUGCUGGAGUGUAAACUCUUACUUGAUGACAUUAGCGGAUUGAGUGCUUUAUUUAAAGUAGGGAAAGGGUCAUUAAGUUGCCUUUGUUGUUUUAUCAUACUUUGAUAGACUGACAAUAAUAUAUGACUGAGCGCCUUACCAUGUAAUAAAUAGUAAGUGUAUUAAUGAAACACUUUCAUUCUUCAUUUUAGAGUACUUCUUUAUGCAAUUCAUUGUACAGCACAUGUUGGAGAACAUGGUAUUAAAAGCACAUUGCCAUGACCAAGUGACAAUUUACAGGAGCAAGUUGAGGUUCUUUCGAUUGUUAUUAAAAGGAGCUGUGGAGGUGAAAAAUAAAGAGUGAAAUUGAGAGCUAACAGAAUUGAAGUUAUUUUGUUGGGAGAAAACAGAAGUGAACAAAUUGAUCCUGGGAGAGGGAGAAAGGGAGAGAGUUGAACGUAGGGAGGUUUUUUGUGCGAAGUAGUGGAAUUGCCUUCAACCAUGUGACUGUAGUGCAAAACAUACUUCUCCUGUUCAGUGCCUGUUCCAUUUUAUAUAAGGGUUACAGUUUGUUUGUUUGUUUGGUAAGUGUAUUUAUUGCUUGACAUUUACGUCAUCACCAAGCCUUGCCUCAUGACACUUGAACAUUUUAGAAAUGAUUGUCUGCCAUAUUACUGCUCCUUUCAACAUUAAUGUGCAUCACUGUGAGCCCUGUGCUCCAUGGACUCACGCAGGAUGUUUGAAUAAUUUCAAAAAAUGUGUGUCCAUCGAGUUUUUUACAGUCAAAAUGUAUUCUUUGUUUGUAUUAACUUGAGUGCAAAUUCUAUGAUUGUAAAACCGUUGUAAGUUAGCAUACAGCACAAUAAAAAAGUACCCCCUGUUUCA